Messenger RNA from Tympanuchus pallidicinctus (lesser prairie-chicken), 2510 nucleotides. RefSeq names its product cytoplasmic dynein 1 intermediate chain 2-like. Gene Ontology annotation, cellular component: cytoplasmic dynein complex. Bases 237 to 2132 code for a protein of 631 amino acids. Gene Ontology annotation, molecular function: dynein light chain binding; dynein heavy chain binding. Lineage: Eukaryota; Metazoa; Chordata; Aves; Galliformes; Phasianidae. The transcript has 15 exons. Gene Ontology annotation, biological process: transport along microtubule. The record is from RefSeq and is a predicted model, not a curated record.
UGUGCAAUGUAAUAUAACCUCGUCUUCAGAGCUCCAUGUAUCAUUCAAAGUAGUGUCUCAAAAAAGCUUCAGAAAUACAUUGGGAAAAGGUGCUGUCACCUUGUCAUCCUUCUGUCUUUUAAAUCAAUCUUUUUAGCAGUGAGAAUCUGCUAAGUGUGAAAACAGGAAUGUAACUUCAGUUAUGAUUUUAGGACUUUUCACUGUUCUGUCUUUAGCCACUUAGCCUAGUUACGUUAAUGAUAGCAAUUUUCCUGUCAAUAAGCAAUCUUAACCAAACAGAACCUUUUGGAGUGAUUUCUGUGUUGAUCAGUGUUGCAGUCAUGUCUGACAAAAGUAAACUGAAGGCGGAGUUGGAGCGCAAGAGGCAGCGAUUGGCUCAGAUCAGAGAGGAGAAGAAAAGAAAGGAGGAAGAAAGAAAGGAAAAAGAAACUGAUCAGAAGAAGGAUGUUCUUCCUGUUCAAGAAGGAUCUGACCUUGAAAAGAAGAGAAGAGAAGCUGAAGCAUUACUUCAGAGCGUGGGCUUGACACCGGAGUCUCCUGUCGUCCCUCCUCCUACCUCUCCGUCUUCCAAAUCCGUGAGUACGCCAGGUGAGGCUGGGAGCCAGGACUCCGGCGAUGGCGCUGUUGGAUCCAGACGUGGACCUGUUGAACUUGGAAUGGCCAAAAUCACACAAGUUGACUUUCCUCCUCGGGAAAUUGUUACGUAUGCAAAGGAGACACAAACACCUGUUGUGACUCAGCCAAAGGAAGAUGAGGAGGAAGAUGAUGAUGUGGUUGCACCAAAGCCCUUAGUUGAACCCGAGGAAGUAAAAACGUUCAAAAAGGAAAAGGAGGAGGAAGCUGCCCCUCACGAACUUACAGAAGUGGAAAAGCAACAAAUUCUGCAUUCUGAAGAGUUUUUAAGUUUCUUUGACCACUCUACGAGGAUUGUCGAAAGAGCCCUUUCUGAACAAAUCGGCUGCAGUGGAGGAGACUUAGAAGACAAAGAAAGGGAGAUUCAAGCAGGAGCAAAACUGUCCUUAAAUAGGAAGUUUUUUGAUGAACGUUGGUCAAAGCAUCGUGUUGUCUGUUGUUUGGACUGGUCCUCUCAGUACCCAGAAUUACUUGUUGCCUCUUACAACAACAAUGAGUGUGCACCUUUUGAGCCUGAUGGAGUGGCCCUCGUGUGGAAUAUGAAGACGACUGCGCCAGAGUACAUCUUUCAUUGCCAGUCACCAGUAAUGUCAGCUACAUUUGCAAAAUUUCAUCCCAAUUUGGUGCUUGGUGGCACGUACUCGGGCCAGAUCGUGCUAUGGGAUAAUCGCAGCAAUAAGAGAACUCCAGUGCAGAGAACUCGACUUUCAGCUGCUGCUCACACGCGCCCCGUCUACUGUUUAAAUGUUGUUGGGAACCAGAAUGCUCAUAACUUGAUCAGUAUCUCAAAUGAUGGGAAGUUGUGCGCUUGGAGCCUAGACAUGCUUUCCCGGCCACUGGAUAGCAUGGAGCUGGUUGACAAACAGUCCGAGGCUGUGGCUGUUACUUGCAUGUCCUUCCCUAUUGGAAAUGUCAACAACUUUGUUGUUGGAAGUCAAGAAGGCUCAGUCUAUACUGCAUGCCGUCACGGGAGCAAAGCUGGAAUCAAUGAGAUGUUUGAAGGACACCAGGGACCAAUCACAGGUAUCCACUGCCAUGCAGCAGUUGGACCUGUAGACUUCUCACAUCUUUUUGUCACCUCUUCUUUUGACUGGACAGUAAAGCUUUGGACCACGAAGAAUAACAAACCUCUCUGCUCAUUUGAAGAGCACUUCGAUUAUGUUUAUGAUGUUAUGUGGUCUCCAACGCACCCUGCCCUGUUUGCCUGCGUGGAUGGGAUGAGCCAGCUUGACCUGUGGAAUCUCAACAAUGACACUGAGGUGCCAACUGCAAGCAUUACUCUAGAGGGCAAUCUUGCUCUGAACCAUGUGAGAUGGACACACACUGGGAGAGAGAUUGCUGUCGGUGACUCAGAGGGCCAAAUAUUUGUAUAUGAUGUGGGAGAGCAAAUUGCAGUUCCUCGCAGCGAUGAGUGGACUCGGUUUGGCCGAACACUGGCAGAAAUAAAUGCCAAGAGAGCUAAUGCAGAAGAGGGAGCUGCAGCCUGCAUCCAAGCAUAGAUCUCUGCAAAUGGGCAGCAGUGGUAGGCUUGUGAGUGAUCUGAUGCGAAUCCUAGAAGUAUGAGCAAGUGUCAGUAAUGGCUUAAGGGAGUAUGCGGAUUCAACCAUGCACUUGGAAAACGUGUUAUGAUCUCUGAAAAUCAGAUCUUGCAUUGUUGACUUCUAUAUAAAACUUACAAGCACGUUAUUUGACUUAUGUAACUUUUAAUACAGUUAACUUUGACUUUGCAAGGAACUUCUUUUGCUGAAACACUGACCUGGUGUAAAUUUGCUGUUAAGCUUCUGAAAUCUCCACUUUAUAAACAGUAUGUUUCUGAAAAGUAGAAAUUGUGUUUCUAAACAAGUUCUGUUUCUAAACUAAACUUCCUAUAUUACACA